Molecule: messenger RNA, 879 nt
Organism: Trichobilharzia regenti
Lineage: Eukaryota; Metazoa; Platyhelminthes; Trematoda; Strigeidida; Schistosomatidae
Source: the annotation of a GenBank genome assembly
AUGUACAUUGAUCCAUUGAAUUAUUUAGAUAAUUUAAAAUGUUCUAUUUCAAGUGAAAAUCAAAAGAAUGAAGUGUAUCGUUUGUUUAAAGCAUUGAAAUGUCGUUUAGAAGAUUUUGAAAGAAUUUAUAAAUUAAAGCAUUCUAACUGUCUAUCAUCUUCUGUUUGGUUCUUAUUAACUGAUUUAAAUCUAUCAAAUCUUCAAUUAGAAAUAAUACCCGAUGAAAAUGUCUUUUCAUCACUUCCAAAUCUUCGACGUUUAUGGUUGAAUAACAAUAGAAUUGAAAAUUUGAAUAAUUGUUUAACAAAAUGUGAAGGUCUUUUAGAACUAAGAUUGGGAUCGAAUCAGUUAUAUACUAUUUGUGGACAGUUGUAUAGAUUGCAUUGUCUUGAAAUAUUAGAUUUAUCUAAUAAUCAUCUUGGCAAUAUACAGGAAGUUGAAAAAGAAUUAUCGAGAAUGCAUUUUCUGCGUGAACUAAAUUUACUCGGUAAUUCUAUUGUUCUACAACCUGAUUUCAAAUAUCGUCUGUUAACUAUACUACCAACGAUAACCGUAUUGAAUAAACAUGAAAUUCUACCAGGUCAAGUACAUCGAAUCAACUCAAAGAGAAAUCAUUAUUUAGAAGAACACAGAGAAUUGAAUAAAAAGAAAACAAAUACAAUCAUUCAAGUAGAUGUUAACAAGGAAAUUGAAAAGCCGGAUAUCAUUCCAGUCAAAGAAACUGAAUCAUUCGAAGAAAAUCUCAAUAAACGUUUCCAACAGAAGUGUAUUACUCAAUUCAAGUGUCUUGACUGGUCGACAAUACCAAACAGUGAAACAAGACGGCUGGGUAAAGAAAUACAACCACCUAAAAACCUCUUAAUUCGAUUACAAUUGUAG